ACUGAGCUCCUAGUAGCCUGAUCAGGAAGUGGCGGGCGGAGCCCCCGGCCGAGUCGCGCCGCCUCAGCCGCCGCCGCCGCCGCCGCCAGUGCCGAGACCCCGACCUGGCGGGGCUGCGCUGGGCGUGCGUGCGGGCAGGCGGGGGCGCUGACGAGGAGCAGGAAGCGGUGGCCACGCGGGCGUGGGCGGCUGGUCGAGGUGGAGGCGCUGGGAGGCGGCGGCCGGUCGCGUGGGGCGGCCCUCCUCGCUCAGAGAGAGAUGACAGCAAGAGCAGGAACACAAGUAGGGGGAGUGGGAGAGGGAGAAGCAGGCUUCCCGCCGAGGAGGGAUCCCGAUGUGGGGCUCAGUUCCAGGAGCCCGGGAUCAUGACCUGAGCUGAAGGCAGACGCUUAACGACUGAACCACCCAGAAUUAUGGAUCCAAGCCUGUUGAGAGAACGGGAGCUGUUCAAAAAACGAGCUCUCUCCACUCCUGUAGUAGAAAAACGUUCAGUAUCUUCUGAAUCAUCAUCAUCAUCAUCAAAGAAGAAGAAAGCAAAGCUAGAACAUGGAGGAUCAUCAGGCUCUAAACAAAAUUCUGAUCAUAGCAAUGGAUCAUUUAACUUGAAAGCUCUAUCAGGAAGCUCUGGAUACAAGUUUGGUGUUCUUGCCAAGAUUGUGAAUUACAUGAAGACACGGCAUCAGCGGGGAGAUACACAUCCUCUCACUUUAGAAGAAAUUUUGGAUGAAACACAACAUUUAGAUAUAGGACUCAAGCAGAAACAAUGGCUAAUGACUGAGGCAUUAGUCAAUAAUCCCAAAAUUGAAGUAAUAGAUGGGAAGUAUGCCUUCAAGCCCAAAUACAACUUGAAAGAUAAGAAAGCCCUACUUAGGCUGUUAGAUAAGCAUGACCAGCGAGGCUUAGGAGGAAUUCUUUUAGAAGACAUAGAGGAAGGACUCCCCAAUUCCCAGAAAGCUGUCAAGGCUUUAGGGGACCAGAUACUAUUUGUAAAUCGUCCUGAUAAGAAGAAAAUUCUUUUCUUCAAUGAUAAGAGCUGUCAGUUUUCUGUGGAUGAAGAGUUUCAGAAACUCUGGAGGAGCGUCACUGUGGAUUCAAUGGAUGAGGAGAAAAUUGAAGAAUAUCUGAAGCGACAGGGUAUUUCUUCCAUGCAGGAAUCUGGACCAAAGAAAGUGGCCCCCAUUCAGAGGAGGAAAAAGCCAGCUUCACAGAAAAAGCGACGGUUUAAGACCCACAACGAACAUCUGGCUGGAGUGCUGAAGGACUACUCUGACAUUGCUGCUGGCAAAUAGCAAACAGUUUCGUUCAUGAGCAGAGUUAACAAAGUCAAGAUCUUUCUUGUUGAUGCUGGGCUCUGAAGACCGUCUUCCCAUUCUACGUCUUGGACUGAGGAGAGGAGCAGUUCAGUUUACAGAACAAGAGCAAAUUACCAAACGCAAAGCUUACUUUAAUUGAAUGGGCUAAUGAGCUAUGUGAUAUUCCCUGUUAGCCUUCUGUUACUUCUGGGGGAAAGGCGCUUAGCAUGGCAUGCAAGUGUCUUUGCUACUUAUCUCUAUUUCUAAGUGGUUCCUGGUUCCAUUCUCUUCCUUUAUUACUUUAGAACAAGUUUGCAGAUAAAUAGUCUUGAAUGCAAUAUUUGUUUAUUCCAGAGAACAUAUUUAUAAUAAAAUCAUUGUAGAAGGAACUCUAA
This is a messenger RNA of Mirounga angustirostris (Northern elephant seal), 1687 nucleotides long. RefSeq names its product general transcription factor IIE subunit 2 (gene GTF2E2). Gene Ontology annotation, cellular component: transcription factor TFIIE complex. Gene Ontology annotation, molecular function: TFIIH-class transcription factor complex binding. The record is from RefSeq and is a predicted model, not a curated record. Gene Ontology annotation, biological process: transcription initiation at RNA polymerase II promoter. NCBI's taxonomy places the organism in Eukaryota, Metazoa, Chordata, Mammalia, Carnivora, Phocidae. Bases 414 to 1289 code for a protein of 291 amino acids. The transcript has 9 exons.